Pocillopora meandrina is the source of this 3375-nucleotide messenger RNA. The record is from the annotation of a GenBank genome assembly. Lineage: Eukaryota; Metazoa; Cnidaria; Anthozoa; Scleractinia; Pocilloporidae.
AUGGCGGACGAAUUGUUCUCCAGUCGUUUGGUUAUCAAAAUUGAUGAUCUGUUGAAAGUGCACAGAGUCGAGAAGCAACGAAUUGAAUUUAAGGCAUCAUGGAAUACAGGCGGUACAUCAUGGCAAAUCCUACACUCCAUCACUGCAUUUGGGAAUGAUUUCCUAAAUGACAAUGGUGGUUACAUCGUUAUCGGAGUUGAAGAUGGACCUUCAGAUGACGAUCAAGUUCAAGUUUGUGGCGUACCCCAGCGGGAUCUUGACAAAAUACAGAAACAAAUUCAAGCACUUUGUAAAGGAAACAUCAGACCUCUAUAUUAUCCCAUACUUUCUCCUGAGAUUUACAAUGAGAAGCAUGUACUUGUGAUCUGGGCUACGGCAAGCGAUAGCGGCCCUCACGAAUGCAGAGAGAGCCCCAAGGGAGAGUUCCAGUUUUACAUACGAAGAGGACCGCAAACUAUUAAGGCUUCACAGGACGAAAAAAGACAGUUACUAUUGGAUCACAACAAAGCACCUUUCGAUGACAGGAUUGCUCGGCAUCCAGGUAAGAAAUCAAUACUUUUCUAUUCAAUUCGAGUUAUGAGUUCAGACUUUUAGUCUCGCCUUUUUUCCGAACGCGACAUUACAUAAACUCCAGGUUUAGAACUUUAGUUUCCAGUGCAAGAAAACGCAAAUUUAUUACUAACGCUUUCGUUGUUCCGCUUGCUCAGUCACAAUUUGCGCCAAAUAUAUAAUUUGAUUGACAUACGGUCUGAAGCAUGGUGAAAGCGCCAAAUAUAUGAUUUGAUCAACAUGCGUCUGAAGCAUGGUGAAAGACAGACUGUAUUAUUGUGCUCUUAUUAGAAAACCUAGGCAGUGCAUUCUGUCUAAAGAGAGAAGUGAUAUGAAAACAGAUUUCUGGUUGACGACGUCGACCUAAAUGGUCGAUUCCUGUGGUAAAGCUAAUUAGAUUGAUAACGAUGCUAUGUUUUAUACGCUUGUGGUCAUGAUGAGAAGUAAGUUGCAGUGCACAAUGUGCACGGCGAUACUUCCUUGGCCCUCGUCUAGAUUAUUUUGUGUGAACUAGUUCUAAGGCCCGCUCUUGUUUCUAAGUGUGGCGCUCUCGCUUCGUUUUCCUUCCGCACCGUAAAGAUACAACUUACUAUUUAUAACAAGACUGGGUGCAGGGUCAGUGGUCUGUGAAGGAGUGAGGCUACCCAGGAGCAUGUAGAUCUUGUACACGGUUACAUAACCUGUUAGGUAUCUGAAAAUCGAAGUUGAUCAAACUUACUAAUGCUUAUAAUUCAGUCAUGGACCAGAAAGUCACGCUUAGCUGAAGCCAAAGAAAUUGAUUCUUCAUGUUUUACAGACGGCGGUAAAGACCUGUCUGAGGACGACAUUGAUUCAGACCUCCUGCAAAAAUUCCUAAAAGACAUCGGGAGUAAUAUCCAACAUCAAGAUCUCGCUCAUCCUAGACAGCUUUACAAAAAUAUGAAAUUGGUAAAGGUGAUCGCGCAUACAGAGAAAGAAGGCAAACUAAUCGAAAAAUUAGUUCCUCGAAAUGUGUCUCUGUUGUUCUUUAGUCAAACUCCUGAUGAGUACUUCAGAGGAGCACAAACAGACAUCACGAUAUACAAUGCCGACGGUGAAAUUACACAAGACAUGAAAAGGAAGGGACCGAUUGACAAUCAGAUCAGUAAGGUAAUAGAUUUCAUUUUGAUGGAAACCAAAGAUGAAGAAUCGCCAUCUUUUGUUCAAUAUCCCAAGAAAGCCCUUCGAGAGGCAGUUGUCAAUGCCUUCUAUCACAGGGGAUAUGAAUCAGAACAUUGCGAUCCCGUGAAAGUGCGUAUUCACACCACUCACAUAGACAUCAUAAGUUAUCCUGGUGCGCAUCCAAGCCUUAAGCCUUCACACUUCUUAGAAGACAGUGAUUUUCCUCCAGUAAGGACAAGGAACAGACGAAUUGGCGAGUUCCUUGUGAGUAAAAAGCUGGCUGAGGAGAAAGGGACAGGUGUAAGAACUAUUUACCACACAAUGAAAGGAAACGGAAAUUUCACGCCUAAAUUCCUGUUUGAUGAAACGUACUUUUGCGUUCGAUUGCCAAGACAUCCCAAUUUCAUGGUGCGCGAAAUUCUUCAAUUAACAACCACGCUUAAAGGGAGGGGUGAGAAGAGAAUGGCUAUAGAAUCACUUUUAAAAUUUCUAGAGAGAAAUCCAGGAAUUCGAUGCGAUAGCUUGUUCCAGAAAUUGAUGGAGCUGCACGAUAACGACAGGAAUCAUCCUAACGUUGAGAAGUACAAGGAAUUUGUCACUGAUCGCUUGGAACGAAAGGCUGCUUUGGCACCAGAGCUUGACGAAUGGUCUAAAAACCCAUUGGACAUAGAGAAGGGUGUCCAAAUCGUGAAAAGCCUUGUAAAAGAAGGUGCGACCGCUGAGGAUCUGAGAAAAGCGACCAAAAUUGCUGUCGACAUUUUAAAAGAAGAGCAUCUUGAACAACAAUUAACCUUAGUGGCCAACCAGAAAGCGCACCAGCUUAUCCAGGCAAUGGGUAGUGUGGUCAAAACAGAUGCAUAUCUGUCUUACCAUUUUGCAAAAUGUAAACUCACUUUAUUUUCAACGAACACAAGAGCUAGGAGUUUAAAGGAACGAUAUGAAUUUUCUUCCUAUCUCACUGAAGCCAGAGACUGUGCCGACGAUGCCGUGCGACUGACUAGUGAGGACAACAACCUCCAUCUUGCGAAUGGAUUUCGCUUACUGGGAUAUAUCCAAUCACGACUCCGAACCUUAAAGAAGGCAACAAUAGCCGACAUUCAGAAGUGUUACGAUGAGGCCAGAAGGUACAAUCCAAAAAUACACAUUAAUGUAACGUUCAUACCGCCAGAUUUAAGGGGCCGUUAUAAAGUACCAGAAUAGGACUCCAUGCUUCAUCGAUGAACGAGAGAAUACGAGCCUUUUAACUCAUGUGACUACAAUUUCACAAAAAGACCUAGAGAUCUAGACUUAAAGGCUACCGCAGAAAAUUAAGUCCUAAAAGUUAGGGGGGCUGUUUGGGUAAUUGUUUUUUGAGCUGUCUCUACUUAUAGCGUUAACUGUUUCUUCACAUCAAAAAUACCACCAUGUCGCUUUUCUUUUGUUAAUCACAUCAUAAAUGAAAGGAAAUCUCCAGGUAGUGUUGUUGGUAGCAAAGUUGAUUCGCAGUGAUAUAAAUAAUGAUUGAAAACUAAGGUUAUAAGAUAAAAGACUGGGGCCCACUGAAUAGGAAAAUAUAACAAGGUAUGGUCCGUUAAGAUUUAUUUCAGUAGGGAAGCUGUUCCUUUUAGCGUUGAUUGACGGUGUGGAAAGCAAUGUACCCUUUGAUGCCAGUUUAUGUUAAAACUAGAUUUAAUCACUUGUUAGGAG